Molecule: messenger RNA, 554 nt
Organism: Balaenoptera musculus (blue whale)
Lineage: Eukaryota; Metazoa; Chordata; Mammalia; Artiodactyla; Balaenopteridae
Gene: RPS20
Product: ribosomal protein S20
Exons: 4
Coding region: 159-518 (119 amino acids)
Biological process (GO): translation
Cellular component (GO): ribosome; cytosolic small ribosomal subunit
Molecular function (GO): RNA binding; structural constituent of ribosome
Source: RefSeq, a predicted model, not a curated record
GCGCGGCUAUAUAAGGGCCCGGCAGGCCGCAUGCGUGCCUCUUGGAGGAAGACGCGGUCGCUGUUGCUGCGGAGCCUUGGGCUUCCCGCUCCCGCUCCUGACUCACCGCUGUUCGCUCUCGCGGAGGAACAAGUCGGUCAGGAAGCCGCACCGCAGCCAUGGCUUUUAAGGACACCGGAAAGACUCCCGUGGAGCCCGAGGUGGCGAUCCACCGGAUUAGGAUCACUCUCACCAGUCGCAACGUGAAGUCGCUGGAGAAGGUGUGUGCCGACCUGAUCAGAGGCGCGAAGGAGAAGAAUCUCAAGGUGAAGGGGCCGGUGCGGAUGCCCACCAAGACCCUGAGAAUAACGACGAGGAAAACGCCCUGCGGGGAAGGUUCUAAGACUUGGGACCGUUUCCAGAUGAGGAUCCACAAGCGCCUCAUCGACUUGCACAGCCCUUCCGAGAUCGUCAAGCAGAUCACUUCCAUCAGCAUUGAGCCGGGAGUCGAGGUGGAAGUCACCAUCGCAGAUGCUUGAGCCAGCGGCUCUAAUAAAUUGAUAAUCGGCCGUUAA